Messenger RNA from Oenanthe melanoleuca, 640 nucleotides. RefSeq names its product lymphocyte antigen 6E-like. The coding region runs from base 46 to 375 and encodes 109 amino acids. The transcript has 3 exons. Lineage: Eukaryota; Metazoa; Chordata; Aves; Passeriformes; Muscicapidae. The record is from RefSeq and is a predicted model, not a curated record. Gene Ontology annotation, molecular function: acetylcholine receptor inhibitor activity.
CAGGUGAGGGUGUUUUUCCUGGGCUGUGGAGACAACUGGGAGAAGAUGAAGCUCUCCCUCCUUGCAGUGCUGGUUUGGCUCCUCUUGGCAGCUCAAGCAGAUGCCCUGUACUGCUACACCUGCAACUGGGAGCAGAGCAACUGGAGCUGCCUGAAGGCUGAGAAGUGCUCAGAGCAGGAGGAGUACUGUGUCACCAACGUGGCCUCCGUGGGCAUCGGCUUUCUGUCCCUUUGGAAGAGGAUCACCAAGAAGUGCUCCAGCACCUGCCCACACCACAACUUCCUCCUGGGGCUGGCCACCUACACCUCCUACUGCUGCCAGAGCUUCCUGUGCAACCUGAGUGCGUGCCCAGGGCCCCGGCUGGCUCGCCCCUGAGUCCCCAUCCCGUGUCCCCCUCCUGCUGCUGGGACAAACUGGGUCCUGAAGGGCUGAAGAGCUUGGCCAGACCCCCCCCAGGAGCUGUGGACAUCAAACAUCAGGGAUAGAUGAAGCAUCGUUGUCACUGUCUUGUCCUCUGCUGUCUCCCAACCUUCUGCUGGUUUUUCUUCCCCACCCUGAGCUCUGAGUGCCACACCCAUUCCUUGGAUGUGGGGAUGGGAACUUCCAUUUCUGUCGAGAAAUUCCUCCUGAUGUCCAACCU